Thunnus maccoyii (southern bluefin tuna) is the source of this 863-nucleotide messenger RNA. RefSeq names its product immunoglobulin gamma-1 heavy chain-like. Lineage: Eukaryota; Metazoa; Chordata; Actinopteri; Scombriformes; Scombridae. Gene Ontology annotation, biological process: B cell receptor signaling pathway; complement activation, classical pathway; phagocytosis, engulfment. The transcript is spliced from 5 exons. Gene Ontology annotation, cellular component: immunoglobulin complex, circulating; blood microparticle; external side of plasma membrane. Gene Ontology annotation, molecular function: immunoglobulin receptor binding; antigen binding. The record is from RefSeq and is a predicted model, not a curated record. The annotation marks the transcript as partial.
GCACUGUGUCUCCAAAACCUCAGACUGGUAAAAAUGCAAAUUCAGUCACUGUCACACAAUCUCCACCCAUUCUGCCUGCAUAAUAUAUCCUUCACAUCAGCCUUUGCAGUUGCAGACUCAGCCAAGGUCCCAUCAUGACAGUUGUACAAAGCUUCUUCCUCUUGGCUCUCAUUUCAGCUGCUCAGGGUCAGUCCCUCACCUCCUCAGAGCCAGUGGUCAACAGACCUGGAGAGUCAAUCACUCUGUCCUGUAAAGUGGAAGGACUUCCUCUAGCUUGGCUGCACUGGAUUUGUCAGAAAUCAGGGAAAGGACUGGAAUGGAUCGGACGCAUUGAUAGCGGAACUGGUACAAUAUUUGCCCAAAGUCUCCAAGGCCAAUUUUCCAUCACUAAAGAUACUUCCAGAAAUGUUGUGUACUUGGAGGUGAAGAGUCUGAAACCAGAAGAUUCUGCUGUUUAUUACUGCGCACGAGAGCCACAUACUCUGAUGUUUCUGCUACUGACAUUUAACAUGAAGGACUAUAGGACGGGACUGCUGCUUUUAACUAUCUGCUGGGCAGGUGUUGAUGGUCAGACUCUGACAGAAUCUGAUCCAGUGAUUAAAAAGCCUGGAGAAUCCCACAAACUGAUCUGUACAGCCUCUGGAUUCACAUUCAGUGACUACGCUAUGCACUGGGUCAGACAGGCUCCUGGAAAAGGACUGGAGUGGGUUGCAUUCAUCAGUCAACCAAGUGGUAGCACCCAAUACUACUCUCAGUCAGUUCAAGGCCGGUUCACCAUCUCCAGAGACAACAACAGACAGCAGAUGUAUCUGCAGAUGAACAGUCUGAAGACUGAAGAUUCUGCUGUUUAUUAUUGUGCUCGA